CCCGGCGGCGCCGCCCGCCGUGCGCGGGCCGGUGCCAGGGCCGGGACCGGGGCCGGGACCGGGGCCGGGAUGCGGCUGCAGUGCGAGGUGGAGGUGCUCAGCCGGCUCCUGCCCACCUGCGGGCUGCGGGGCCGCGGCCGCGCCGCGCGGGCGCUGCUGUCGCUCGGGCGCCCGCCCGGCGCUGCCGGUGCCGGGAUUUACCUCAUGGUGUGCACGGCGCGGGACCGCGGCGGGGCUCGGUGCAGCAGAACGUGGAGCGGCUCUUCACGCGCUUCGUGGAGGAGGGAAAGGCCACGGUGCGGCUGCGGGAGCCCGCGGUGGAUCUGUGCCUCAGCAAGGGUUUCUCAGCAAGAGGCAAAUGUGAUCAAUUUAAAGACUUUCCUUUCAGCCGUGAGACUGGCUCACCAAGGCAACGACACCGGAGUCCUCCCUCUCUCACCUCUGGUCCCAGCAAAGAACUCCGACGUGGAGAAACCCAAAACCAAAAUGAUCAUCACUUCCAGGAGGGAUUAUCCCCUCACCAAGAGCUUCCCUUUCUCCCUGGAGCACCUGCAGACCUCGUACUGCAAGCUGGCCAGGAUCGACAGCAGGGUGCUGUGCCUGAAGAAGCUGCGCAAGCUGGACCUGAGCCACAACCACAUCAAGCAGCUGCCGGCCACGCUGGGGGACCUGGUGUGCCUGCAGGAGCUCGACCUGCACGACAACCACCUGGAGGCCUUCAGCGGGGCCCUGUGCAGCUCCGGCCUGCAGAAAUCCCUGCAGCUGCUGGACCUGAGCCAGAACCAGAUCCAGGCUCUGCCCCUGGAGUUCUGCCAGCUGCGGGGCCUGGUGCAGCUGCGGCUGGACGACAACGCCCUGCUGCGCCUGCCCUGCCGCAUCGGGCAGCUGAGCCGCCUGCGCUUCCUGUCGGCCGCGCGCAACAAGCUGCCCUUCCUGCCCUGGGACUUCAGGAACCUCUCCCUGGAGAACCUGGACCUCUUUGGGAAUCCUUUCGAGCAGCCCAACCCGCUGGUUCCCAACAUCCAGCUGAAGAUCCCCUUGACUCUGCUGGAGUGUGCUGCCAGGGCCACCGUCAAUCACAGGAUCCCUUAUGGCUGCCACCUCCUCCCUUCCCACCUGUGUAAGGAUCUGGAGGUGGCCAAGACGUGUCGCUGCGGCAGCGCCUGCCUGAGCAGCUUCAUCCAGAUCACGGUGACCAUGAACCUGCACCACGUGGCGCACACCGUGGUGCUCGUGGACAACAUGGGCGGCACGGACGCUCCCGUGCUCUGCUACUUCUGCUCCCUGCACUGCUACUCCCAGUUCCUGGACAGGCACCUGCAGAGCCACGCCUGACACCUGCCACCACGGGAUGGAGGAGCCUGGAGGUGUCACCUGCGCUGUCACCGGCGCUCCCUGCGGGGAGGGAGGGGACACAGCCUGGCCUGGCCUGGCCUGGCUCUUCUGCCCCUUUGGGAGGGAGUGGACAUGGCCUGGCCUGGCCUGGCCUGGCUCUUGUCCCCCUCUGGAUGGGAGGGGACACAGCCUGACCUCCUCCCCCUCUGGAAUCUCCUCUGCCUGGAGCACAAGGCAGUGCUGAGCUGCAGAGAACCUUCCUCCGAAUGUAUUUCCCUUUUCCUGCUGCCAGGGCUUUCUGUGUUUGUGGGGAAGUGGUUCCUUCUUGGAAGGACAAAGGGAAUUUGGAUUUAUCCCAGAUUUCCCCACAGGAGCCCUGAGCUCUGCCAGGCCAGGACUGCACUCCCCUCUUGCCAGCGGAGGAGAAAUCACAUCCAGAGCAGUUACAGAAUCCCAGGUGCUUCUUUUUUUAAAGGUUCUGUUACAACAUUCCCACUCGGAGCAGGGACCAGCAUUGCUGGGUUUUUACCAGAGCAAACGUUUGUUUUUGGGGUUUCUCUCUUUGUGAUACCAGAAAUGUCUUUUUUUCUAAAUAUGUGCCUGAAACUUUGUUUCUUAAUCCUCCUGUUUUAACCAUUCUGGAAUUUGUUUCACUGUGUUGACUGAUUAAAUUUUGAAAGCCUUCCA
This is a messenger RNA of Haemorhous mexicanus (house finch), 2022 nucleotides long. RefSeq names its product leucine rich repeat protein 1 (gene LRR1). The record is from RefSeq and is a predicted model, not a curated record. Bases 70 to 1335 code for a protein of 421 amino acids. The transcript is spliced from 5 exons. Gene Ontology annotation, molecular function: protein binding. NCBI's taxonomy places the organism in Eukaryota, Metazoa, Chordata, Aves, Passeriformes, Fringillidae.